CUUGUUGUAUUAAUGCAGGCGGGUUAAAAUGGCGUCCCUGGUUUGUUUGCCUGGUUGUUAGUGACAGUGGCGGCGAGUUUGAAAUCGGAAAAUGAGCAGCGAGUUUUCAGGCGCUGAUUUGGACAGAAAAGUUGAACUAUUGAAGAGGAAGUAUUCAGAGAGGAGAAAUCGGGUUUCUGCCACUGAAGAAGCCCGAGUGAGUGACAAGUGCGGAGGAAAUGAAAAGUGCUAUGACGUAACGGGCAGCGAGGAAGUGAAACCAUCCCGGCGAGAGAUGAGAAACUACAGCCGAGCGCUGGACGAGCUUUUCCGUGCCGUCUCACAUCCGCCUGAAUGGCUCGAUCGUGACGAGAGCGCUUUGAGCAGCGACGACGAGCUCGGUGACCAAACGGACGUCCUGGACCGUACCAACAUCCUGUGUACGGAGACGGAUGUGACGCUGCCCUCGAACAUAGUGUGCACUUCCAGCUCGUUUGAGACGGAGCCAGCGAGGUUCAGCAGAGGAGAGGCGCUGAGGAGCCCAGCUUCUAUCGACCAAGUGUACCAAGAGAUGAUUCAGAUUUAUGAAAAACUGCAAGUGCGAGCGGCCGAGCUGUGUGAGCGCGAACGUGAUCUCCGGCGGAGAGAGAAGCUUCUCCUGAAGCACCAGAGCACCGUAAACAGACUCCUCAAUGCGGAGGAAGACGUCCAAGAUCGUAUUAAUGCCAUGCAACAGAAACACCAGCAGGAGACGGAGAAUCUCAGAGCCGCGCUGAGAGAAAAGACCAAAGAGAACAAAAGGAUUAAAUCUAGUUUCGGUUCCAUCAAGGAGUUAAAUGACACCAUGAGAAAACAGCUGAAUGAAGUAAGCGAGCAGAACACACGGCUGGAGAGCCAAUCACGGAAAGUUCAAGCUCGACUAGAAAACCUGCAGAGAAAGCACGAGUACUCAGUGUCGCACCGAGGGCGGGAGAACAUUGUACCGAAGUCACGUGAUCUCAAACCCUCCAAUCAGGACAAACCUCCACCUCCUAGCAAAGCCAGCAAGAGCGCCUCGGGUUCUGCAGCGCCGAAGCUGCUCUCGUACGUGAUGGACUGGAUCGUGGACGGGCCGCAUUUUUCCUCAGAAGAAGUGAAAACGGAGAGCGAGUCUGACCCGUAUGGGGUUCCGCGUCCCUCCCUGCACGAACGCUGUGCCAAGGUUCUUCCCGUCCUGCUAGAGCAGUUCCAGCAAGCCGAGGCGUCUCUUCACUCAGCGCUCCUGCGCUUCAUCUACUGCGCCCUCACACAGCUGGAGCACAGCACACAGCACCUCCCGUUGACCUCCACGCUGAGGAGAUUAGGAGAGGAAGUGAACCGAAAAUCUCCUCCACUUUUCAGGAGCUCCUGCCCUCACACUCGCUUUUUCUCCUCCGUCAUUGUCCUCAAAACACUCAGCCAGGCGGACAUCUUGGCGCAGGCCCUCGACGUUUUGCACGGCGUCGUGGGAGAGGACGAGGGGCGUGGCCUGUUCCUGAAGUACAAGGCCCUGACGGUCAUUUUAGUCCUGCUGAGGACAGGAAGUCCGGGACUGCUCGCUCCUUCACUGGAUGUCCUGCUUCAGAUGAGCGCCGAGUCACGUCAUCUUCCUGCCUUCCUGGAAGCGUGUAGCACAGAUCAGUUCUUCCGUUGUGCCGCCGUACUUCUCCGAAACCCACGGCUGGACCUCGCCGUGGCCGAGAAGCUCAGCGUUCUCCUCCAGAAACUCUCCUGCAUCAGAAAGAACCGGCGUCUGUUCGAAGCGUCCUCGCUGCACCUGCUGCUACAGGAAACGCAGCGCUCGGCCGAUCCGUCUCGAGCCUUCCUCAACAUCAACCUCAGCUCCGUCCUGUUUAAUCUGGGCGUGGCCUCACGUUCCUGCCCCGCCUAAAAUCUAUACAAUCCUAAAAAUCAUGGUACUCUCUUUGUGUUGUGUUGUGUUGUGUUAUUUGUUGAUGUUUAAUAGUCAGCUCAUGAUAAUGCAGUACUUUUGUAAAUUAUCCACAAUUUAUUUGUUUUUAUUAUAAUUUGCUUAUUGUGUGUUGAUGUGGUAAUUAAUUACUCAUCUUUCAGAAAAAAACGACUAUGCGUCAUUUAUACACGUGAUAUAUUUAGAUGAUGGAUAGAACACACACACACACACACACACACUCACACUCAUCUGUGUUUAUUUCUGUGUUCUGAUGAACUUCGUCUCUUGUGUGCGUGUCCUCAGUUGCCUCCCUGAGACAGAUUUUUCUCAGCAUGUUGGUACUAAUCCCAUGAUUUGGUUAUUCUUACGCUGAUUUAGAAUGACGUUUCCUUCGCCAAGGCGCAAGAGAACGCGGCGCAUAUUUGUACAUUUGGCCUGCGUUUGUAAAUCUGUGGUCUCGAGAGAGCUCCCUUACGUCUUGCGUGUUUUAACUGACUUAAAUUGUUUGUGACUGAAUAAAAGAUUUGUUACCGACUCGGUACCUUGCGAGAUUGCGGAGAUUUAAACAUUUAUGUCACCAAUCCUCUCACUGUUUAUCAAAUAAUGAUUUUUUUUAAGCAGCUGAAAACCGGGCGCAGCUGCUGUUCGCGUAAUUCCGCCGGUUUAUACAGACGGGACGUUGUUUUGUUGUGAUGUCAUGCAUUCAUCAAGUCGCUUAUUGACUUGUGGGUUUGGUUUUUAUUCGUGCGAUGGAUAACCCCUUGGAUUUGGGUGCGUUAAACCAGAGGCAGUUCUCAGACCAAAUGGGAAUACCAUGUUUACUCCUAACGAGGUGCUACUGUAGAGCAAGACACGCCCACAGGGGUAGGACCUGUACGUUCUAGAGAGCAUUUACUUGGAUGAAAACAACAAGUAGAGGCUGAAUCAUCAACAAAAUGUUAACGCGAGAGCUGUAAAGCCAUCCAUUGCUGUCCGUAACGAUAAGAGACGGAAGCUCGGGGCAGGGAGCAGGUCAGUCCAUCAUGAAGACGUGGUACAGAUUUGGCUGCCUGCCCCCUGCACUCGUAUUAAUGUUGAGUUCUGCUUGGACGUGAAGCACAAAAGGCACAAAAGCUCCAAAUCUGGCCAGCAAACUGACCAUCUGGAUUGAAGCUGAGUUACAUUCCUGCGUUCCCACAACCUGUUCUCAUUGGACAGUAAGGAGCUGCUAUUGGUGGACUUUGUGCAGCUCCUUCUAAUCAGCCGUAGCAGCAGCGAGUGCACUGAGCCAGUGCCUGUAGACUGCUGGGUUCUGUAACAUGUCAUGUAGCAGAUGAUUUCCACUCCAGAGAGAUGGUUAGAAGUGUUGAUCCGGCUUAUGAAGGACAAUGAGCUCAUGAUCUGGAUCAGGGAAGUAAAGAAAACACAAAACCCAAUAGGAUGUACUGAUGUAAACUCUUACAUAAACCAAAGCUUGUUGGCGCGGAGAUAUAAUUCCUCCAUGACCUAACAGUACUAAUGGAUCACAUCCAAACUCACUGAUGCCCCUGAGAGUGGUUAGUGCUCUACUCACUUACUGAACGUUAGUUAAGUAUGAAUUUUGGGCAGAAUGACCUUUGGCUGCAAUUACAUCUGCAAGUCUUCUGGGAUAUGUCUCAGUCAGCGCUGCACAUCUGGAUCCUGAUAUAUUUUUUUUUUUGCCCAUUCUUCUUGGCAAAAUUGCUAAAGAUCUGUCAGAUUGGAAGGAGACUAAUAGAAAACAGCGAUUCGCAAGCCUUGCCACAGAUUCUUAAGCGGAUUGAAGUCUGGGCCGUUCGAACGCAUCCAGACUGGAAUAGGUUUUCAUCUAGGAUCGUCCCGCAUUUAGCUUCAUCCAUCUCGCCCUCAAGCCCUAAGAGCUUCCCGGUCCCUGCUAAUAAAAAGCAUCCCAACAACAUAAUGCUACCACCCUCGUGCUUCACAGUAGGGACGGUAUUCUCAGAGUGGUGAGCAGUAUUGGAUUUCAGCCAAACGUUGCAUUAUAUUCCAAGGCCAAAAGGUUAAAAUCAGACCAGAAGACCUUGGUGGACGGCCUCCUCUACACAGAACGUUGUCCCAGACUUGUUUUUUUCUUUUUUAGCUGCUUGGUCUUCUAGCUAUGUUUUGGGAAUAAACAAUUCCGAGUGCACUUUUUCCCCCAGUUACUUGUUAAUAGGUUUGUUUUCAUUUUCAUUAUCCAGGAAGUGGACAGUGCUGGAGAAUUUGACUUUGCAAUGUCAGAGGAAGUCCACAUUAUAUUACACUCAAUGCUUUUUUUCGAAACAACUGGUCAGACAAAUAAACAAAAGAGGACUUGAUGAUUCAAUUUUGCAGAUGUGAACAUCAUGUGAAGGCUUUCAGGGUUCCAAGACGAGCUGCUAGCGCUGAGAGGAAAAAAAAAAACUGGCAUGCAGACACACACACACACACACACACACAACUCCUAGCUGAAGCAUCCACGUUAUAAGCAGAUCGGUCUCUGUGUUCAUGAGGGUAAACUUAUUCCAAAAGGAAUUUUAAGAAUGUGGUUUGUGUGUGCUGAUUUAGUUAUGCUUUGGUUAGUAAUGUUCAUGCUUUUUAUUACUUCUAUUAAUGCCUUUAUUACUUCUAUCAAUGUUUUUGAAUCAGUAAUACAUUGGAAACAGAUUAAAUGGAAAAAAAAAAGUCUAUUUCUUUGUUUUCCAAGAAAUCCGGUAUCAAGUGCCUGUUAUAGUGAAUUUCCUGUGCAUAUUUCUAUUAUUCGUUCCAUAUUUCCCUAAUUCACAUGUCCCGCUUAUGUACUGAUAUAACACUCCCACCAGCAAAGAGGGCGGAGCUUUCAGAAUUAACAGGCUAACCAGAGAUAUUGUGUAACAUCCAUGUAAGCAGUUCUUGUUCUCACUUACGUUAUAGCAGCUAUAAACACUCGUUCCCUCACCAGCAUCUCUAUUUUCUCUCUCUUUUCAAGUUAAUAAGACGAGAGAAAAAAAAAACGCAGGUUGCCAUGUUACCGAGAAACCGCAAUACGUAAACUUCUCUGUCCUUUCCGGAAACUUACUGACACUGGAGACUCCUUCCGUAAAUGUCUGUUUCUAUCAGCGAAUGUAAGUUCUUUGUUAAACAACUUUUUUUUAUCCAUUUAUUAUUACCUCAAGCGACGUGUCCACGUGUCCACGGUACAAGUCCCUGUGAAUGAGCUGUUACUAUAGAAACGAGAACGUAUUAGAACGAGCGCAUUAAUAUAAACCUGCGCGGCUAUCUUGCGGACCAAUCAGAACUCAGAAUCAGCAGCAUUUAUAUGUUCCUUAUCGUGGUCGAGAGCUCCGUGUUGUCCACAUGGUGUGUUGAUAUGUUAAAGGAUAACACAUGUUCCCCGUGUGCUCUUCGAUUACAUGCCGUGUAUAAGGAAAGAUGGAUAUGGUGGUCUCGUAUAACAAGCUUAAUUUUACAUUUCUGGCCAGGCGUAACCGCCAUAAAACAUAAAUACUGGCUUAACGACUGGCCAAAACCCAGAGACGGCAUCAUUCUGACCACUUAACAAGCUGAAAUAAUGAAGAUAAAUAAAUCAGGCCGUGACAGGCACUUAGGCUCUUCAGACAGGCUUAUUAUUACAGCGUUUGGGUAAAAGCCACUCGUGGACAGACAUGACACAGGAGCCUGAGAACGCAGAAGGAGAACACGCUAUUCUGUUAGUGCUGUGAUACGUAAGAAGAAGAGGCGGCGAGUUGAUUGAGAAACAUACAUGUGGAAUGAAAACUGUUGAUAUCGGGUAUCUUCUUCAAGCAUAGCACAGAUAGAGGUUCUGUAGAUUAGAAUCCAUGGACUCAUUUCAUGCUCCAGAAUAAUUGGUGAUGAACUAGUGAACCUGCCUGGAAGAGGACACGAGUGUAUUUUGCCCCCAUGCACAAUGAGGAGAGGCAAAAAAAUUUCCCCAAGAAUCACAAGUGCAGUAACCUUGUUUUUUGGUUUAUCUGGAUGACGUGCCACAAGAAAGUCUUUUCUUUCAUCGAACCACAUAAAAAAACCACCUAGAGCUCACCAGACACUACUGGAGCUUCGAGUGGACCCGGGUUCAAGAUAGGUUUGAGUAAAAAAGGAUUGUUGUACAGAGAAGAACCUAAUGUUGGGUGUGAUAGAGGAUCUGUGGUGGUGUGGUUUAUUAGUAUACAUGGCAUCAUGGACUCCAUGAAGUACCAGGAGACUGCGAAUGAAAAUCUGGUUGCCUCGUCCAAGGAGUUACAGCUGGGUUGUAGUUGGACCUUCCAAUAGGACAACGAUCAAAAACACAAAAACGCUUCAGUGGCCACAGAUUCAAGCUUUUAACAUGAUCCCAAGGCACGUUUUGUCUCUCUCGACAUCCGUAACUGGUUAAUGAUGCAGCCUUAUCCUUAAGACACCUGACUGUAAUUUUCUAAUUUAUUGCCAAAGCCUUAGCUGUUGUGUAGUCAAAUUAAGGUGAUUGGAGUACAGCUGAGCUUUCCAGGCUUUGAUGGUGAGGAACAAAAAAGGCAAAUUAUCUUAAUUAUGUUUAAUUAAUUAACAGGCCAAACUUUUUACAAAUGUAACUCUUAAAUGAUUGUGUCAUAAGUAAAAGGAAAAUGGCGCAUCCUCGAAGAAUCACUCAGCGCUGUGGAAAACAUGAGGGAUAAUAGAGGUGGAAACAAUCAGACCUUUAUGUGAAGCUUGAAAAAACUCGCUGGAGGGAAAGACAUGAAUGAAUGAAAGGUGCAGACGGAACCAAAAAAAAAAAAAGGGCAAAUCACAACGUGAACUGUUUGGCCUUGCUCGAGGCUUUCGAUGCCAAGCUGACAGCUAAUUACAAUCUCGUCAUGUUUUUACCGCCACAUUUAACAUGGCUUACAGGCAUAUGACAAAAUGCAGAAGCUACUUUUGUUUAAAAUGUAUAAUACUUUGGAAAUACUUUAUAUCUUUCCAUAUUUAUAUAUUUAUUUCCAAACAAAGCUGCUGUCUAACCUUACCUUGGAUGAGACAAUUAAUUACAUAUCACGUAUUAGCUAGCUAACGGUAAAUGGUUAUCCUUAAACAAAACUAGCUAACAGACACUGAGCUGAGGGAUGCAGUGGAGGCCACGCAGUGGAGAGUAAGACCAAUGCCAGUCCAAGCCAGUAAACUGACAAGAAAACAACAGGAAUUAGAAAUAAAUUAAGUUGGCCAAAAUUGGACGAGGUAGAACUGUGGCAGAAUUGUCCUACUGAUGGCUACGGAAAAAAGGAUGAAGGAAAAAGGCAGGAACUGGGGCUGGGCCUGAAGAUAUUGUGGGAGGAAGAAGAGCUUGGCUGACUACAGAGCAUAUACUCAACAGCUGCUAGAAGCCAAAAACAGGAAGCUGGAAGCCACCAAAGAGGAGCGUCUCAUCACAGGCCAAUACAGGGACCAAGCAAGGACAGCUUCACUAGAACUGGCAGCUAAACAGCAUCCCCUCUCCCAGGUUAACACCGACCUCCACAAACUCUGUAACCUCUGUUAGAGCUGUAGAAGUGCUUCCCCAGCUUCCUAAAUAUCUUGUGGAAAUUGAUAAGGACCUUCCGGAAGAACCAUUGUGUCCAGAUAGAAUGGCAAAGGGCAGUGAUGGUCUUCAUUGCUAAGCAGCAGAAUGCCAGUGACAGCAGUGAUUUCAAAAACAUUAACCUGGAACGAUCUCCAUCCUGGACAAGAGGAUGACCUCAUGGGUAACAACACUAGCUCAACACCAGCUGGAAAAACAGUCAUGGGUGCCAGACUCUAUUUGGUGUUGGGAGAUUUUGGUGGGAACAAAUCAGAUCAAAUUAGACCUUUCAGGAAAGUUAGAGAAAUUGACCAAAAGCCGUGUUCGGCAUCAUCUCCAGGAUGCCCUUGCAUCCCAAAGAUCCUGUGGAAACUAAUGAGGACCUGCCCGGAAGAACCGAAGAACCCAUGUAUCCAUAUAGAAUGGCGAAUGGCAGUCUUUUGUUAAGGAUUUCAAAAUGUAAAGGGGAAGAUCUGCAUUCUGGUCAAGAGGAUGACCUCAUGGAUAACAGCGACAUCAACACCAGCUGUCGAGGUGUCAGGCUUUCUUCAACAAACAAAUCCGAGGAACCAAGAAAGAGAAAAGUGAUUUAAACCCAUGUGAUUGGAUCUUUUGCUGAUGCCUGCAGAUGCCUCGCACUCUAGUUCUCUGACCUGCUCUGCAGUUCUGGAUCCUGGCUUUUUCCCGUGCACACACACCCCUACUAACUACCAAGGCAAUUCUUUUAAAAAUUGUGAGAGUAAACUGUGUCCUCCGUUGAUAAUGUCUCUGACACAAGCAUGUAGAUGAACUGCUGCUCUCUCCAAAGCAGGGUUUCACAACCCUCUAGUCAAUCUGACCUCGACGCUGAGAGAGAACGUAACAGGGCUGGAACCGUGCCACAUUUCUCCUCCCAUGAAUGGACUUUGUUACGCUUCUUUGAGCGCUAAAUGGUAAUAACGCGGGUUGCGAAUUAUCCCUCAGGAACUUGUCAGACUUAAGCUUCUGAAAUCCUGUGAUCAUUGUCCGAGGUUAAAAAAAAAAUCAUCACCGUUUGAAAUCUGAAGACAGAAUUUCACAAGCUGUGGUGUGUUUAGACGAAGUCACUAAUCCCCAGCCAACUCAAAAACCCGAGUGCAGCAUUUGGAACAAGACCAAAUUUAAUAAAUGAUAUGAAUUAACUAUGAUGUCAUAUACAGCAAUUCUUAACGUUAGCGUAGAAUUUACGCAGUGCUUAAUUCACACCUACAGCCCUGAAUGAACAAGUUCACACUUAUAACGCUUUACAGUGUUUAACACGUACCAUGCCAUGUUACCACUUUUGGUGGCAAAGUUAUAUCUAUAGCUAAGAACCUGAUUUGCGACCUUGAAAAAAGCUUUACAGAAUUAUUCACAAAGCUAGCUAACAGUUAUUAGCUUAAAUCAGCAAGCUCUAGCUACAGCACUUCCACAAGGUGGAUUUUGUCUUCACAGAUUUUAGAAAAGCCAUCCAAAAAAAAGUGUAACUGGGUCUGUGUAUUAUUUUAAUGUUUGUUUUCCUUUUAAAAGUUUCAUUUAGCUAGUUGAAUGGGCGUAAACAAAUAUUUUCCCCACUUUGUGUUAAUAAAACUAGCAACACUUAAGCUCUAUUUGCUUCCUUUCCAAAGACGUCCACUUAUUAGCCAUAAAGAGAGUUUUUUUAUGACGUCUUUUGGACGUUGAACAAAGACAUCUUUCGGAUGCGUUUAUGCUCAGUGGGUGUUUAUUCACAAUCUGGAAUUUCAUUGGGAUUAUACGUGAUGUAUGUGUUGUGAAGCAUGGUGGUGGUAGUAUCAGUUUUUAACAGUUACCCUUGGUCUCUUGAUGCUUACUGUGACUGUGAAAAGAACAUCUUUACAUGGAUUUAAAGGAGUUUUAUACUCAUCAUUAUAGACGUCAUUUCAACGUCAAAUUCUUAUCUUGCUACAGUUUAAU
Molecule: messenger RNA, 9323 nt
Organism: Pangasianodon hypophthalmus (striped catfish)
Lineage: Eukaryota; Metazoa; Chordata; Actinopteri; Siluriformes; Pangasiidae
Product: coiled-coil domain-containing protein 138
Exons: 15
Coding region: 92-1888 (598 amino acids)
Source: RefSeq, a predicted model, not a curated record